CGCCAUUGCAGUGGAAAGGUGUUUUCAAGUCCGCUGACUGUGCAUGAAACACGGUCAUGGCUAAUCUUCACGCCGAUAAAGAUGCAUUUUAUAGACGAAUGGGGAGGUUUUAUUCCGCAUGGAAUAAAGCUUCAGGUGGGGAACCUUUGGCACAGAUGGAUGCAUUGGUGGCUGCUGUAGGGGUGGACGAGGAAGUAGUAUACUCAAAAUCUACAGCAUUACAGACUUGGCUGUUUGGGUAUGAAUUGACCGACACUAUUAUUGUCUUAUGUGAAAAUUCUAUCAACAUCCUUGCCAGUAAGAAGAAAAUAGAAUUUCUUAAGCAGAUCGAUUCCUCAAAGGAAAACGAUAAUGGUGUUCCAACCAUUAAUCUUCUUGUUCGAGAUAAGGGCGACAAAGACAAGGCCAACUUCAAGAAACUGGUGACUGCUAUUCAAGAGAGUAAAAAGGGCAAAACUGUUGGAGAUUUUUCAAAGGACAAGUUCCCUGGUGAUUUCAUGAGCUUGUGGCGAGCUGCUCUUAAAGGAGAAGGUUUUGAGAAAGUUGAUGUCAGCUCUGUUAUGGCGUAUGUGAUGGCUCCAAAAGAAGAAUCUGAGGUGAAGGUUAUACAGCGAGCCUGUACUGUAACUUGCGACAUCUUCACAAAGUAUUUGAGGGACCAGAUCAUGGAGAUCAUUGAUGCCGAAAAGAAAGUGAAGCACUCCAAGCUGGCAGAUGGUGUUGAGUCAGCCCUUCAAAACAAGAAGUAUGUGACAGGUGUGGACACAUCACAGCUAGACAUGUGUUACCCAGCUAUCAUACAGAGUGCUGGAAAAUACAGUCUGAAAUUCAGCACCACCAGUGAUGACAGUGUACUCCACUUCGGGACCAUUAUCUGUGCAAUGGGAGUGAGAUACAAAUCCUACUGCUCCAACAUUGUCCGCACACUGUUUGUAGACCCUACAGAACCGAUGCAGAAGAACUACGAGUUCCUCACUCUGGUGGAAGAGGAAAUUCUCGGGAAACUAAAGGAUGGUGUCCGACUUAGUGAAGUAUAUGAACAUACUGUGAGCUAUGUCAAGAAGGAGAGGCCAGAAUUGUUAGACAAGAUGACGAAAAAUAUUGGGUUUGCAAUGGGCAUCGAGUUCAGGGAAGGUUCUCUUCUCAUCUCGGGGAAGUCGAGCAUCAAAGCUAAGAAAGGGAUGGUGUUCAACAUCAACGUUGGUUUCUCUGAUCUGAAGAACAAGGGAGCAAAAGACAAGGAUAGUGAAGUUUACGCUGUGUUCUUGGGAGACACAGUCAUGGUUAAUGAGGGAACACCAUGUACAUUGCUGACAACAAUGAAGAAGAAAAUCAAACAUGUAGGAAUUUUCCUGAAAGAUGAAGAGGAAGACGAGGAGGAGGAGGAAGAGGAACCAGAACAAGAAGCACUCCUGGGGCGAGGACAAAGGAAUGCUCUGCUGGGAACUAGGACUAGGACUGAAAUGACAACAGAGGAAAAACGAGCAAAACAUCAGAAGGAGCUCUCUGAGAAACUGAACGAUGAAGCCAAGGAGAGGCUGAAGGGGAUGAAAGGAGGCACAGAAGACAAAAAAGUACGAAGAUCCAAUGUUUCUUACAAGAAUCCCUCAUACAUGCCACAAGAAUCACAGUUACGAGAACUGAAGCUAUUUGUUGAUAAGAAGUAUGAGACAGUGAUCCUUCCUAUAUUCGGGAUUCCCACACCUUUCCAUAUAUCUACAGUAAAGAACAUCAGUCAGUCAGUGGAAGGUGACUACACAUACCUACGUAUCAACUUCUUCCACCCUGGGUCAGCACUUGGCAGGAAUGAUGGAAACCUCUACCCACAACCAGAUGCAACAUUUGUUAAGGAAAUUACUUACCGGAGUUCAAACACAAAGGAACCUGGAGAGAUAUCGGCACCAUCCUCCAACCUUAACACAGCCUUCCGCCUUAUCAAAGAAGUACAGAAGAAAUUCAAGACACGAGAAGCUGAGGAGAGAGAAAAAGAGGGAAUUGUCAAACAAGACACACUCAUCAUCAACCCAAACAGAGGAAACCCGAAGCUGAAGGACCUCUACAUCAGGCCCAACAUCGUCUCCAAAAGAAUCUCAGGAACACUGGAGGCACACACCAAUGGUUUCAGAUUCACAUCUGUUCGAGGUGACAAAGUGGACAUUUUGUACAACAACAUAAAGCAUGCCUUCUUCCAGCCAUGUGAUGGAGAGAUGAUUAUUCUGCUCCACUUCCAUCUGAAGCAUGCCAUCUUGUUUGGUAAGAAGAAACAUGUCGAUGUCCAAUUCUACACAGAAGUUGGAGAGAUCACAACAGAUCUGGGAAAACACCAGCACAUGCAUGACCGAGAUGAUCUACAUGCAGAACAGGCUGAACGUGAGUUGAGACAAAAGUUGAAAUCAGCAUUUAAGAGUUUCUGUGAAAAGGUAGAAGCCAUUACGAAGCAAGAUAUUGAAUUUGAUUCUCCAUUCCGAGAGCUUGGUUUCCAUGGCGCCCCGUACAGGAGCACAGUGCUGCUACAGCCCACAAGCGGUUGUGUUGUUAAUUUUGUGGAGUGGCCACCAUUUGUGAUUUCACUGGAGGAGGUAGAAUGUAUCCAUUUUGAGAGAGUCCAGUUCCACCUCAAAAACUUUGACAUGGUGUUUGUGUUCAAAGAUUACAGCCGGAAAGUAGCCAUGAUCAACUCCAUACCAAUGAACGUGUUGGACAACGUCAAAGAAUGGCUCAAUUCCUGUGAUGUGCGGUACACUGAAGGAAUUCAGAGUUUGAACUGGUCCAAAAUCAUGAAAACUAUUACUGAUGAUCCUGAAGGAUUCUUCGACAGUGGUGGCUGGACUUUCUUAGAUCCUGAGAGUGAUGCAGAGCAAGUUGACGAUGAUGACGAUGAGGAAGAUGAGGCAUAUGCACCUACAGAUGAGAGCAACCCUGGAGAAGACAGCAGCGAGGAUUACUCAGAGGAGGAGAGCGACUGGGAAGGAGAAGAGGAUGAGGAUGAUUCAGACGAAGACCUUGGGUCCAGUGAAGAGAGCGGUAAAGAUUGGGACGAGUUGGAAGAAGAAGCUCGCAGAGCCGAUGCUGAAGGCGAUAUGAUGGUGGAAGAGCCACGCAGCCAUCACAAGUCUCAUCACAAAUCUCAUCAUCGAUCGCCGAGCAAGUCAUCAUCCCACAAGUCUCAUCACAAAUCUCCAAGUAAACCCAGUAAAUCUUCUCACAAGUCUUCUUCCCAUAAAUCACCGAGCAAGUCUUCAUCACAUGGAAAAUCUUCCUCGCAUGGAAAAUCUUCCUCACAUGGAAAACCCUCCUCACAUGGAAAACCCUCUUCGCAUGGAAAACCCUCCUCGCAUGGAAAAUCUUCUCAUUCAUCAUCCCACAAAUCUCCAAGCAAAUCGUCAUCCUCUUCCUCCAUCAAGCGGAAGCGGGAAGCAAGUGGAGAUCGAUCUGAGAAGAAGAAAAGGAGAUGAAGAGAUGCUGAAUCAUCAACAGAUGUUGAAUGAGAAUAAAAAUGGGAAAUAUCAUGUACAUUUAGUGGGCAUGUUAAAAGCUUAUCAUCAUGCUGUUGAAAACAUUUAUCCGACAUGUCCUUUUAAUCAUUGUUAUCAAUGUCAGAACAAAGAAAUGUGAUAUUGUACUUUAAGUUGUUGUAAGUACACAUGUUACAAGCAUUUUACUGCUACUAUGUAUAUUAUUGUUUUUCCUGACGGUAUUUCGUAUGAUUGCAACCUUAAACAUAUUGUAAUAUUGCACUGAAAUUACAUGCAAUAUAUUCUCACUAAACUACUCAUUUCAUAUGUGAAAAGUUGUUCAUAUAUCACAACCAAUAUUAGGUUUCAGGUUUUGAGAUAUUAUUCAUCAAUAAAACUUGUUUUUGAGCGUAACAGGAAUUGAUUGUACAAAGUAAGCAUUUAAUAUUGCUGACAAACGUUUUACUCUAUAUACAAAAUGUAAAUACAUAUGAUGUAAAAAGAGAAUGAAUAUAUUGGGGUUUUACAAACAAUAAAUUAAUUCAAUAGUGGUCGUGAUAUACGAUUAUUACUUCACAUACAUGCUUACCAACCUUAAGAAAAUGUUCCAUCUCGUUUCAUCUUGGCUUAUCUCAUCAGUUAAGUGUCCUGUACAUAAACAUUUAUAAUGCUUACAUGUGCAUGCCAGUUUAUGAAGAAUGUAGUUGGGACCACACUUCUGAACGAUCCUGCAACAUUUACAUCAUCAUAGUUCCCUUGUUAUUGUAAACCUAAAGACCAGGGCUGUUUUCGUUUUUGUGGACCAAACAGAACGACCAGUUGGACCGUUGUUGUUCGUUUAUGAAAUAAACACGGACCUGAUGAUUUUAUAAUUGUUUUCAGACGAGCCUUGACAAAGACUCCCAAGGCAUAUAUUAACAUUUGCAGGUCUGUCAAGAUACAUGUUUGAAAUAUUACAUUUAAAAACUAAUGAACCGGUUUGUCCGCAUAAACGACCAGGCUCCUGUACUCUGGUACAGCAUCUUCAUAGAUUUGUUCAACAUUUAAAAAAAAAUCCAUUUGUUUUGGAAAAUGACAUGUUGCGUAACAAAUAACAACCUAGGUCUAGUCCAUGUUUGGAUUCAUGCUAGGUCACCUAAAGGUUUAACGUAGCAAUAUAAUCUUUGUGAAAGAAAAUAGGGAAAUUUUCAUUUGCUUGGUUAAAUGCAAAGAAAGUUUCAACUUCAGAAGACUGCCACAACCAUAGUGAACCAAAUGUACAGGCUGCAGGAUCUUAACUAUUUAUUUAUGGAAAUAAGGUUUACAAAUGGAUAAAAGUAUUCGCUUUCCAAGAAGCUAAGAGGAAAACCAACCAUAACCAAACAACAGCAUUGCGUUACAUGGAAAAGCAAACAAUGUCCAACAGUACUGUAUGAUCUCUGACUUUAUCAAUUACAUUUUGUUUGCAAUUAAGUUGUGCCUCUACGAAUGGUGACAACACAGACAGCAGAUAACCAACCAUUGCCUGUAAAUUAUACUAGUGAGAAAUGAUUACUGAGAGGAUGCAAAUGCAAAUGAGCAUUAAUUUCACAUGUUACUGUGUAAACAUUGAGAAGAUGGCAACUUUUUACUGAAACAUUGUACUUUGGGGGCUUUGCAGUCAAAGGAAUGUAUAAAGACUAUAUCGAAAAAUUACCAGAGUAUGCAUUCUGCUACACAAUAUAUGGUCUCGUAAUAUCAGUGCUAAAUAAAAGAAAUGAACAUCAUAAA
This is a messenger RNA of Pecten maximus, 5204 nucleotides long. RefSeq names its product FACT complex subunit SPT16-like. The record is from RefSeq and is a predicted model, not a curated record. Lineage: Eukaryota; Metazoa; Mollusca; Bivalvia; Pectinida; Pectinidae. Bases 57 to 3455 code for a protein of 1132 amino acids. Gene Ontology annotation, molecular function: nucleosome binding. The transcript has 25 exons. Gene Ontology annotation, biological process: transcription elongation by RNA polymerase II; positive regulation of transcription elongation by RNA polymerase II. Gene Ontology annotation, cellular component: FACT complex.